CGUUUUACAAAUGGCGGAAGGCGGCGGUGUUAAAGCAAAACAUGAAAAUGUGCCUGUUUAUGAAUUCUUGGACGUGAACUCUAAAGAGUUUCACAUUGGUGGAUGUAGAGAUUUGUGGCUGGAUGUAUUGAAUCCGGAUGUGUAUUCAUUCAGUGACACAGUCCCAGAAAUACAGGACGUGGAGUUUAUUGAAGAGAUGGGCAUUGAUCCUGAGACACUGGAGGAACUCAAGAGCAUCUGCAGUGUUGAUUUUCUCAGAAGUGGACAUGAAGACACAAACACCGUACCAUUAGAUUCUCAUCUCUCUACAUUGAAAUUACGCAAGAGAAGACAAGAUUAUAAAGAAACUCUGACCAGAUACAAUGUUGACAGACAUGAAGUCUAUGCCAAUGAAAUGGAGAUGAUAUCUGUGGGUAAGAAGCCAGAUAAUCUCACAGCCCUGGUCCCAGAGGGUGAAAUCAUCCUAACCUUUAAUAUCAUGUAUCCCGUUCUGUUUCAGCGGUUUAAGCAUGUGAGGGCAUAUCAGACCCUACAUGUGCUGGGCUCUCAGAGGCUCAGCGAUCUUAGAGAUGCCAUCUGCUGCGUCAGUGACCUCCAGGUGUUUGGAGAGUUCAGCAACACUCCAGACAUGGUGCCACAGUUCGUCAGCAAGGAUCAUUACAAGUCUGCUUUCUUUUUCUUCAAUGGAACGUUCUUCAAUGACACACGGUUCCCAGAAUGUCGAGACAUCAGCACGACCACAUGUGAGUGGGCCCGAACCAGAGACUUCCCAGAUUUCAAGACAGCUAAGAUGGAGGACACUUCUUUCUACGACCUGAAGAUGAAAAUUGGGUACCCGUAUUUCUACACUCACCAGGGCGAUUGUGAGCAUGUUGUCAUCCUCACUGACAUCAGACUUGUCCAUCAGGAUGAUUGUUUAGACAGAAAGCUCUACCCGCUCAUCACCCACAAGCACAGAGUUGUGACCCGGAAGUGCUCUGUGUGUCAUCUUUAUAUCAGCAGAUGGAUAACAGUCAAUGAUCGUCUUGCCCCCACGGACCCCUGCUUGUUUUGUGACCAGUGCUUUCGAAUGUUUCAUUAUGAUGAUAAAGGGAACAAAGUAGGAGAUUUCCUGGCCUAUGCCUAUGUUGAUCCAGGCACGUUUAACUGAUCCCAUACUUUUAACAGAAAAAAUUAUAUUUACUGCUGUACAGUGUUUAAACAAGCAGUGCAAGAAAUGGUGUUCUCCAUAUGCUGUUAUAGCGCAAUUUAUGUUUGUAAUUAUAUUGUGACAUUUCACGUUCACCGCUAAAAUUCAAAAAUAAAUAAAAAUUUGUUUGAUUUCUGAAUUGAAGUAUGUUGUGUGCAGCAAAUCAAUAGUUCAUAAAAAAAAUGACAAUGUAAAUAAGCAAUAAAUCCUUUAUGAAUUUGG
Molecule: messenger RNA, 1411 nt
Organism: Myxocyprinus asiaticus (Chinese sucker)
Lineage: Eukaryota; Metazoa; Chordata; Actinopteri; Cypriniformes; Catostomidae
Gene: snapc3
Product: small nuclear RNA activating complex, polypeptide 3
Exons: 9
Coding region: 11-1150 (379 amino acids)
Biological process (GO): snRNA transcription by RNA polymerase III; snRNA transcription by RNA polymerase II
Cellular component (GO): snRNA-activating protein complex
Molecular function (GO): RNA polymerase III type 3 promoter sequence-specific DNA binding; RNA polymerase II cis-regulatory region sequence-specific DNA binding; bent DNA binding
Source: RefSeq, a predicted model, not a curated record